[Torrubiella] hemipterigena is the source of this 2848-nucleotide messenger RNA. The record is from the annotation of a GenBank genome assembly. Lineage: Eukaryota; Fungi; Ascomycota; Sordariomycetes; Hypocreales; Clavicipitaceae.
CGUAACAGUCAAUCACCCGACAAUCCAACGGCUGCCCUGCGAUUGAAGAAUUCCUGUUAUUGCUUACAGACCGCGCGAUAAUUUAUACACUGCGCCAUUUACCACCUCCUGCUACAACCCGCGAGCGGCGUCGGCCCCUGGAGACGCGGUGACGCACUGCGUCCAUUGACAACAUGGCCGCCUCGCCAGAAGCAAAGCAGCUCAGCGAUGCUGUCCUUUCAUUUGCGCUACAGGGGAAAUUCCCUGAGGAUAUCCAAAUUCUACCCAGCGUUACGGGCUGUGACCUCCAGCCCUCGAUAGACUCUCUGGAGGACGCAAAGACUAAGCUAGAGUCGGAGAUACACGUCAUAAACGAAGAAACAAAAGAAGAUGUCAGCACCUGGGUACGAACGGCGAAAGCGCUACAAGAAGAUAUUAUCCGAUCCAAGGCUAUGGCCAACGAAAUCGUCCGACAAUCCGAAGCCCCCGAUACGUCUGGAGAAGCCAUUGAAACGGCCGAAACGAAAGUACAGUUCCUUAAUCGGGAAGUACAAUAUAGUCAACAGCUACACGAGGUUCUCCAUCGACUACAGCGGGCUACCAAUCUGUUGAACCAAGUUGAACAAGCUCGUGAUGAGCACAGAAUUCUUGAUUCGCUAAGGCUUUUAGAAGAAUCUUGGAACGCUCUCGAUAAUAUCGGUGUUGGAAAGUCUUGCCGGGCCGUUAGAUUGUUAGAUGUGCGCGCUUUCGAACUCAAGUCUUCAGUCCAUGACACAUUUGAACAAGUGUGGAAGUCUCUUGUUGAUGUCGAUGUUGAAAAGCACAUUGUUACCCUGAAUGAUACUAGCCUAAGUGGAAAUAUGAAACUUGCAGAUGCGGAAAUUGGAUUAAAAUCAUACAAAGAGAUGGAUGAACGCAUGGAACAACUAUGGAGAAACAUUGACGCUGCCAUUGUUGCACCGCGAAUGGCUCCCAAAGAAAAGUCUUUGGCGAAAAUCGAAGUCAAUGCCAACAGCUUAACGCUAGUCGGAUCAUCAGAGCACACUACGGAUGCACUGCUAACAGAUUUGGCAAAGGUUAUGAAGUUUUUGGCGCAGAAACUGCCACACGAUCUUCUCAAAGCCCUCAACAGUCAUAUGAUGACCGAUGUUAUCCCACGGUUAUUGCGAGACUGGCUGGAUGCCGAAGUUCCCACAUCUCUGACAAAUAUGGAUCAUUUCCAAACUCUCAUAACGAAUGCCAGGUCGUUCCGCGAUACAUUGGUUGAGUUGGAGUUUUCUGGCUUUGACGAGUUGACUGAAUGGGUUGAUAAAGCACCUAUGAUCUGGUUGGGGAAGUGUCGCGAUACUACACUCAAUACUGUCAGAGACAAGUUGAACCAAGGAAUUGGCAGCGCGCACCAGGUCGAAAAGAUUGAGAAGCAAAUGGUCUCUAUUGCUGAAGGCCGAGAGCUGGCCAACACUGGCGCAGGUGCUGCAGCAGAGUCUGGAGAUUGGAAUGAAGACUGGGGCGGAGAUGCGUGGAACGAAGACGAAACCACGGAGGCUGCGACGGCAGAAGUCGAAGUCCCAGAGGCAGAUGAUGGUGCCGAUGCUUGGGGCUGGGGAGAUGAUGAACCGGCUACGGAAUCGCAAGAAGCUGACCCGAGCAAACUAAACAAUGAUGACGAUGGCGCCGACGCUUGGGGGUGGGAUGAGGAAGAGUCGAGUACUGGACCUGCUACAGUGUCGAGUGAAAAGCCAGCGAAGAAAGCAGCGUCUAAAUCAACAGCGCCGAAGCAAGCAGCCCAAUCGAAGCCUUCGGCACAAACACGGGAGUUGAUUCUUCGAGAGACUUACAGUAUAUCCUCUAUGCCAGGGCGUGUUUUGGAACUGCUCAUUGCCGUUCUCAAUGACGGCGCUAAACUGACUACUGGGAAUGAGGAAUAUGCCUUGGUUGCUGGAACUGCCGCUGGCCUCUUCAGCAUGCCGACACUUGCUCUAGCCCUCUUUAGAGGCAUUUCACCACACUAUUAUUCUCUCACAGACGGUGGUAAUAUGCUUUUGUAUAAUGACGCCAUGUAUCUGGCGGAGCAACUUGAAGAGUUCGCAACGAAGUGGAGGGAACGAGAUGACCUUCCGGCCCGCGCAAAGACGAUGGUUCGACUCGAUAUUGACAUCAAGACUCUACAAAACUUUGCCAACCGCAGCUACGGUGCAGAAAUGGCUACACAGAAGACUGUCCUGCAAGAUCUCCUUGGUAGCUCUCAGAGCAUCAUGCAGCAAGAUGAUCUGGAAGGGGCCAUUGAAGCUGGAACGUUGCGAAUUGAGACUGUGGCCGCUACUUGGGAACCAAUUCUGGCUCGAUCGGUAUGGUCACAAGCUAUUGGUUCACUAACAGACAGUCUGGCAAGACGCAUUAUUGACGAUGUGUUGGAACUGCCAGCAAUUGGCCAAGAUGAAGCAUACAAUAUCGCUAGUGCUAUCUCCUCAGCAACUAAGCUCGACUCUUUGUUUCUGCCGAGUAAACUAGCUGGGACUGAACCGGUAGAGGAUGAAGUUGCCGUGACGGCGCAUUAUUCGCCCAACUGGUUGCGACUUCAGUACCUCAGCGAGGUUUUACAAAGCAACCUGAACGAUGUCCGUUUCUUAUGGUGUGACAGAGAACUGAGUCUGUAUUUCACAACAGAGGAGAUGGUGGAUUUGGUUAAUGCCAGCUUCGAAGACAACCCGAAGACGAGGGAAACAAUACGUGAAAUUCGCGCCAAACAGCCCUUGUCAGCGCCUCUAUAAAAGCGCGUUGGCGAAUAUCAUGUAGAAAGUUAGCUUAGAUAUGUGCAAUGAGUCUUGAAUUAUAAACCCUAGACCAAUAGAUGCGAGGUGUCUCUUCU